AGGAGAAAGGGGUGGAUGCCGGGGGAUAAAGGGAGAGGGCCUCAGUUUCCAUCUCCAACCACAGGAAAUCUGUGAGUGGUUUAAAUGCACGUCUCUUCAGCAGGAAAUCUGAGUUCAAGAGUGGAGAGCAAACAGCAGCAUGGCCAGUUGUGUGGAGCAUCCUGCUGCAGGCUACAAGAAGAUCUUUGAGACAGUAGAGGAGCUGAAUGAACCCAUUCCUGCCAAGGUCAUCGGUGUGAUACCAUCAUGGCUAAACGGCAGUCUCCUCAGGAUGGGUCCAGGUCUUUUCGAGGUCGGGGGUCAACCGCUCCGUCACAUGUUUGACGGACAGGCUAUGAUACACAAGUUUGACCUGAAGAAUGGGCAGGUCACCUACUACAGGAAGUUCAUCAAAUCGGACGCGUAUGUCCGUGCUAUGGCUGAAAACAGAGUGGUCAUCACUGAGUUUGGCACAGCAGCCUACCCUGACCCCUGUAAGAACAUCUUCUCCAGAUUCUUUACUUACUUUAAAGGCAUUGAAGUGACCGACAACUGUUUAGUGAACGUCUAUCCAAUCGGAGAAGACUUCUACGCUGUCACAGAGACCAACUACAUCACCAAGGUCGAUCCCGACUCACUGGAGACAUUAAAGAAGGUGGACCUUUGCAAGUACAUCUCAGUGAACGGGGUGACUGCCCACCCCCACACUGACACAGAUGGUACAGUCUACAACAUCGGCAACUGUUUCGGGAAGAACAUGAGUCUGGCUUACAACAUCGUCAAGAUUCCACCUGCUCAGGAUGAAGACUCAGACCCCAUAGAGAAAUCACAGGUCGUGGUUCAGCUGCCCAGCAGUGAGAGGUCAAAACCCUCCUACGUCCACAGUUUCGGUAUGACGGAUGACUAUUUUGUGUUUGUGGAGCAGCCUGUGAAGAUCAACCUGUUAAAGUUCCUGGCGGCCUGGAGCAUCACAGGAGCCACCUACAUGGACUGCUUCGAGUCCAACGAGAGCAUGGGGACAUGGUUCCACUUGGCUACAAAAGACCCAGCUGCUUAUAUGAGCAGCCACAAGUUCAGAACGUCAGCCUUCAACCUCUUCCACCACAUCAACGCCUACGAGGACGACGGAUUCAUCGUCGUCGACUUGUGCACAUGGAAAGGUCAUGACUUUGUGUUUAAUUACCUGUACAUGGCCAACGUGAAGGAAGAGUGGGAGGAGGUGAAGAAAGCAGCGAUGAGAGCUCCUCAACCUGAGGUCAGGCGAUACGUACUGCCACUGGAUAUACACAGGGAGGCGCAGGGGAAGAACCUGGUGUCUCUGUCCUACACUACAGCUACUGCUGUCCUGCACAGGGACGGCACCAUCUGGCUGGAACCUGAAGUCCUGUAUUCUGGACCAAGACAGGCCUUUGAGUUUCCACAGAUAAACUACUCUCGGUGUCGUGGGAAGAAGUAUUCGUUCGCCUACGGCCUGGGGCUCAACCACUUCAUCCCUGACAGGAUCAUCAAACUGAACGUGCAGACUAAAGAGACCUGGGUGUGGCAGGAGGAGGAGUGUUACCCGUCAGAGCCACUGUUUGUGCCAACACCUGGAGCUACAGAGGAGGAUGAUGGUGUGCUGCUGAGUAUCGUGGUGAAGCCCGGUGCACAGCGACCCGGCUCCCUGCUGGUGCUGGAUGCCAUGAGUCUGACGGAGCUGGCCAGAGCAGAGGUCAACGUCUUCAUCCCCUUGACUCUGCACGGCACGUACAGACCGUGACCGCGGCGCUCACCCUCACC
Solea solea (common sole) is the source of this 1758-nucleotide messenger RNA. Its product is annotated as retinal Mueller cells isomerohydrolase-like. Gene Ontology annotation, molecular function: retinol isomerase activity; beta-carotene 15,15'-dioxygenase activity; all-trans-retinyl-ester hydrolase, 11-cis retinol forming activity. Gene Ontology annotation, biological process: zeaxanthin biosynthetic process; retinal metabolic process. The transcript is spliced from 14 exons. NCBI's taxonomy places the organism in Eukaryota, Metazoa, Chordata, Actinopteri, Pleuronectiformes, Soleidae. The coding region runs from base 140 to 1738 and encodes 532 amino acids. The record is from RefSeq and is a predicted model, not a curated record.